GGGCGGCCGCGCCGCGCCGCGCCAUGGGCAAGAAGCACAAGAAGCACAAGGCGGAGAAGGCGGAGUGGCGCUCGGCCUCGGCCACCACCUAUGGCGAUUAUGGCGACAAGGCCUUGGAGAAGCCCCUGAAGCUGGUGCUGAAGGUGGGGGGAAGUGAAGUGACCGAGCUGUCCGGGUCAGGGCACGAUUCCAGCUACUACGAUGACAGGUCGGAUCACGAGCGAGAGCGGCAUAAGGAGAAGAAGAAGAAGAAGAAAAAGAAGUCGGAGAAGGAGAAGGAAAAGCACCUGGAUGAUGAGGAGAGGAGAAAAAGAAAGGAAGAGAAAAAGAGGAAAAGGGAAAAAGAGCAGUGUGACACUGAGGGAGAAACUGACGACUUUGAUCCAGGAAAGAAGGUGGAGGUUGAGCCUCCUCCGGAUCGCCCUGUCCGAGCUUGCAGAACUCAGCCAGCUGAAAAUGAAAGCACACCCAUCCAGCAAUUACUGGAACACUUUCUUCGCCAGCUUCAAAGGAAAGACCCUCAUGGAUUUUUUGCUUUUCCAGUCACGGAUGCCAUUGCUCCUGGGUAUUCCAUGAUCAUAAAACACCCUAUGGAUUUUGGUACUAUGAAGGAAAAAAUUACAGCAAAUGAAUACAAAUCAGUCACUGAAUUUAAGGCAGAUUUUAAACUAAUGUGUGAUAAUGCAAUGACAUACAACAGACCAGAUACUGUUUACUACAAGCUAGCCAAGAAGAUACUGCACACAGGCUUUAAGAUGAUGAGCAAAGAACGGCUGUUAGCUUUGAAGCGCAGCAUGUCGUUUAUGCAGGACAUGGAUUUUUCUCAGCAGGCAGCUCUUUUGGGUGAUGAAGACACAGCAGUUGAGGAACCUGUUCCUGAAGUUGUUCCUGUACAAGCAGAGACUACCAAGAAAUCCAAAAAGCAAAAUAAAGAAGUUAUUAGUUGCAUCUUUGAACCGGAGGGAAAUGCAUGCAGCCUGACAGAUAGCACUGCUGAAGAACAUGUCCUGGCCCUAGUGGAGCAUGCAGCAGAUGAAGCUCGGGACAGGAUCAAUCGAUAUUUACCCAACAGCAAGAUUGGUUAUCUGAAAAAGAAUGGAGAUGGAACUCUGUUAUUCAGUGUAGUCAACUCAUCUGACCCAGAAGCAGAGGAGGAAGAAACUCACCCAGUUGAUCUCAGUUCACUGUCAAGCAAAUUAUUACCUGGCUUCACUACGUUGGGCUUUAAAGAUGAACGAAGAAACAAAGUAACCUUUCUUACAAGUGCAAGCACAGCACUUUCCAUGCAAAACAACUCUAUAUUUCAUGAUCUGAAAUCGGAUGAAAUGGAACUGCUGUAUUCAGCAUACGGUGAUGAAACUGGGAUACAGUGUGCCUUAAGUUUACAAGAAUUUGUGAAGGAUGCUGGAAAUUACAGCCAGAAAAUAGUGGAUGAUCUUCUGGACCAGAUCACUAGUGGAGAUCAUUCGAAAACGAUAUAUCAGCUAAAGCAGAGGCGAAACAUACCAGUAAAACCACUGGAUGAAGUUAAAGUUCUGCCAGUUCUAAUAAAAGAGGAACACAAGCUGCGGAAUACCUGUCCGGAUUCUUCCAAACAAAUAAUGGUUGGUGAAUCUUCUGGGGACAAUAAUGCUUCUGACUUGGACUUUCUCUCUAUGAAACCAUAUUCAGAUGUUUCUCUCGAUAUAUCCAUGUUAAGUUCAUUAGGAAAGGUGAAGAAGGAGCUUGAUCACGAUGAUGGCCAUCUCCAUUUGGAUGAAACAACUAAGCUGCUGCAAGACCUCCAUGAGGCUCAAGCCGAGAGAGUGGGAUCCCGGCCAUCAUCCAAUCUGAGCUCCCUCUCCAAUACUUCAGAAAGAGACCAGCAUCAUCUUGGAAGCCCUUCUCAUCUGAGCGUUGGAGAGCAACAAGACAUGGUUCAUGAUCCCUAUGAAUUUCUUCAGUCUCCAGAAACCUCAAAUGCUACUACUAACUAAUCUGACAUGUAACAUAGCUAUUUUGUAUUUUAACUGUAUAACAUUUUUAUAAAGUUUUUGUCCAUGGCAAAAACCUCAAUUUUGUCCUCUUUUGUUUGAGGAUUGCUCUUUAGUAUCAUGCACAUUGGAUGAAAAAAAAACAAAAAGGCCUAUAUAUCAUGUUGUUAGCAAUGUACCAAAACCUGUUGUUU
This is a messenger RNA of Nothoprocta perdicaria, 2167 nucleotides long. It is a transcript of the gene BRD9, whose product is annotated as bromodomain containing 9. The transcript has 17 exons. The record is from RefSeq and is a predicted model, not a curated record. Gene Ontology annotation, biological process: regulation of transcription by RNA polymerase II. Lineage: Eukaryota; Metazoa; Chordata; Aves; Tinamiformes; Tinamidae. Gene Ontology annotation, cellular component: nucleus. The coding region runs from base 24 to 1976 and encodes 650 amino acids.